CUUGACCCAAAAAUCGGUAUACAAAACAACCAAACAGAGCGAGAUAUUCAAAGAGCAACAAGGUAAAAUAUGAUUUGGAAAUUUCUUAUUUGCUGCCUGCUUGGCCACUCGUUCGUUAUUGGGAUCGGGGCCAAAUGUCUGCGGAGCACAGGCCACAUGUGGCAGCUGAAGCCUCCGACCGGGUCAACCAGCUGCAGUCGACCGUCAUUACUGCCCAGAAACGCAACUGCCACUGAAAAGCCAGCAUCGACAACAGUCGACAUUGGAAAAGCAACAAUGGAAGCAUCGGUGCCGGAGGUUGCAGAAUCCUUAACUGCCCCUCCUGCGGUGAUUCUGGCCAACUACGUCUACGAGUGCGCCAGUCGCCGGACAGCAAGCACUUGCAGCCAGCAGCCGGAGAAGGAAUCGAAGCCGGAAUUUAAAUCCGGUCCGGAGUCGGAGGUGGCUAAGCCCCAAACUGCAACACUGGCAGUCGGCGAACUGGAAGGAUUCAGGCCAACUGUGUGAGAUGGGCAGGAAGCGGGCAGGAGAUUAAUCCAGCUGAUGGGCCGGGCGAUUUAAGUCCCAUAUAUACAUUUGCAUAUAUUUCAUAAGGCAAUAAAGUUAGCCAAGCAA
Molecule: messenger RNA, 615 nt
Organism: Drosophila rhopaloa
Lineage: Eukaryota; Metazoa; Arthropoda; Insecta; Diptera; Drosophilidae
Exons: 2
Coding region: 70-507 (145 amino acids)
Source: RefSeq, a predicted model, not a curated record